This is a messenger RNA of Lontra canadensis (Northern American river otter), 2154 nucleotides long. It is a transcript of the gene THOP1, whose product is annotated as thimet oligopeptidase 1. The record is from RefSeq and is a predicted model, not a curated record. Bases 1 to 2067 code for a protein of 688 amino acids. Lineage: Eukaryota; Metazoa; Chordata; Mammalia; Carnivora; Mustelidae. The transcript is spliced from 13 exons. Gene Ontology annotation, cellular component: mitochondrial intermembrane space. Gene Ontology annotation, molecular function: metalloendopeptidase activity. Gene Ontology annotation, biological process: peptide metabolic process; proteolysis.
AUGAAGCCCCCGGCAGCCUGUGCAGGAGGCGCCCUGGACACAGCAACCCCGUGCUCUGUGGAGAACUACCUAAGAUGGGACCUGAGUGCCCAGCAAAUAGGGGAGCUCACCGUGGAGCUCAUCGAGCAAACUAAGCGCGUGUAUGACCAGGUGGGCUCGCAGAAGUUUGAAGACGUGUCCUACGAGAGUACCCUCAAGGCGCUGGCUGACGUGGAGGUGUCCUACACAGUUCAGAGGAAUAUCCUGGACUUCCCGCAGCACGUGUCUCCCUCGAAGGACAUCCGGAUGGCCAGCACGGAGGCGGACAAGAGGCUGUCCGAGUUCGACGUGGAGAUGAGCAUGAGGCGCGACGUGUACCAGAGGGUUGUCUGGCUGCAGGAGAAAGUGCAGGAGGACUCGCUGAGGCCAGAGGCCAGGCGGUACCUGGAGCGACUGGUCAAGCUGGGCAGGAGAAACGGGCUGCACCUGCCCGAGGACACUCAGCAGAAAAUCAAGAGCAUCAAGAAGAAGCUGAGUCUUCUGUGCAUCGACUUCAACAAGAACCUGAACGAGGACACGACCUUCCUGCCACUCACGCGCGAGGAGCUGGGAGGCCUGCCGGAGGACUUUUUGAACUCUCUGGAGAAGAUUGGGGAUGACAAGUUGAAAGUCACCCUCAAGUACCCACAUUAUUUUCCUCUCCUGAAGAAAUGCCAUGUGCCCGAGACCAGGAGGAAGGUGGAGGAGGCCUUCAACUGUCGCUGCAAGCAGGAGAACUGUGCCAUCCUCAGAGAGCUGGUGACCCUCCGGGCCCAGAAGUCCAGCCUGCUGGGCUUCAGCACACACGCCGACUACGUCCUGGAGAUGAACAUGGCCAAGAGCAGCUGGGCGGUGGCCACUUUCCUAGAUGAGCUGGCCCAGAAGCUGAAGCCCCUCGGGGAGCAGGAGCGGGCCGUGAUCCUGGAGCUGAAGAAGGCCGAGUGCGAGAGGCGGGGCCUGGACUUCGACGGGCGCAUCAACGCCUGGGACAUGCGCUACUACAUGAACCAGGUGGAGGAGACGCGCUACAGCGUGGACCAGAACCUGCUCAAGGAGUACUUCCCCAUGCACGUGGUCACCGAGGGCUUGCUCGGCAUCUACCAGGAGCUGCUGGGCCUCAGCUUCCACCCGGAGGAGAGCGCCGCGGUGUGGCACGAAGAUGUGAAGCUGUACUCCGUGCGGGACUCGGCCUCCGGGAGGCUCAUCGGCAAGUUCUACCUCGAUCUCUACCCAAGGGAGGGGAAGUACGGGCACGCGGCCUGCUUCGGCUUGCAGCCAGGCUGCCUGCGGCACGACGGGACCCGCCAGAUCGCCAUCGCGGCCAUGGUGGCCAACUUCACCAAGCCCACCCCGGACGCGCCCUCGCUGCUGCAGCACGAUGAGGUGGAGACCUACUUCCACGAGUUCGGGCACGUGAUGCACCAGCUCUGCUCUCAGGCGGAGUUUGCCAUGUUUAGCGGGACGCAUGUGGAGCGGGACUUCGUGGAGGCCCCUUCGCAGAUGCUGGAGAACUGGGUGUGGGAGAAGGAGCCGCUGCUCAGGAUGUCCCAGCACUACAAGACUGGCAGCGCCAUCCCCCAGGAGCUGCUGGAGAAGCUCAUCAAGUCCCGGCAGGCCAACACAGGUCUCUUCAACCUGCGCCAGAUCGUCCUGGCCAAGGUGGACCAGGCCCUGCACACCCAGACAGCCGCAGACCCCGCGGAGGAGUACGCCCGCCUCUGCCGGGAGGUCCUCGGGGUCCCAGCCACGCCAGGGACCAACAUGCCUGCAACCUUCGGCCACCUGGCAGGCGGCUAUGACGCCCAGUACUACGGCUACCUGUGGAGCGAGGUGUACUCCAUGGACAUGUUCCACACGCGGUUCAAGCAGGAGGGCGUCCUCAACGGCAAGCAGGUCGGCAUGGACUACAGAAGCUGCAUCCUGCGGCCUGGCGGCUCCCAGGACGCUGGCGUCAUGCUGAAGCUCUUCCUGGGCCGAGACCCCAAGCAGGAUGCCUUCCUCCUGAGCAAAGGGCUGCAGGUGGACAGCAGCGAGCCGCCGGCCUGCUGAGCCCCAGGCACUGCUGGCCCUGGCCCCGGGCUCAGCGCCCCGCCCCCGGCUCCCGCCACCCUGUUGCCUUAGCUCCCGGGUGGGGCA